Molecule: messenger RNA, 6150 nt
Organism: Bacillus rossius redtenbacheri
Lineage: Eukaryota; Metazoa; Arthropoda; Insecta; Phasmatodea; Bacillidae
Gene: ste14
Product: protein-S-isoprenylcysteine O-methyltransferase
Exons: 3
Coding region: 236-1090 (284 amino acids)
Biological process (GO): C-terminal protein methylation
Cellular component (GO): endoplasmic reticulum; membrane
Molecular function (GO): protein C-terminal S-isoprenylcysteine carboxyl O-methyltransferase activity
Source: RefSeq, a predicted model, not a curated record
AAAAUAGCUAGUACCUAGUAGCCUCUUAAAAUUGUCCAAAUAUCUAUGGUGUCAACAGGAAAAUGGGGGAGGUAUCCGUGGUAGAACACCCCGGUUAGAUUUUUAAGAAAUGUAUUUGUAGUUGUAUUUUCAAUAAUUAUUUAUUUAUCUGUACACUUUAGACACCUCGUAAUAUUUAGAAGAAACUUUGGUUUUUAAUUUUAAUGAUAAGAGCGUGUUUCCUAACCUCAAUACAAUGGCUGUGAAUAGUGCGAAGAUAAGUUUAUAUUUUUUCCUGGCUGGUUCUAUAGUUUUCGUAACGUUAUUUUUACCGAGCUGUGGUGUAAGCUUGGGACCGUACGCGUAUCUGACAUUAUUGUUCUACUAUGUAGGACUGAAUGUUGCAAUUGCUGUUUGUAUGCAUGGCUUUGCCCAUCAAGUUGCAAUAAGGUCAGCCUUCCUAGGUUUCGUCAACUCGUUGGGUAUCAUUCUCUUGUGUACCGCGACCUCGCCGUGGAACAUGUUUGGGUGCUACGUGUUCUUUCUCACGUUCUUCCACUUUUCCGAGUUCCUGGUCAUAGCCCUCACCAAUCCGAAGAGUGCGUGCGUGGAUUCCUUCAUGCUGAACCACAGCUGGGAGUACGGAGCCGCGGCCCUAGCAAGCUGGACAGAGUUCCUGCUCGAAGUUUGGCUAGUCCCCAACUUGAAGAGGCACCCGUACAUAACGUUAUUUGGUGCUGUGCUCUGCUUCAGUGGUGAGGUGCUGCGGAAGCUGGCGAUAUUCACGGCCAAGUCCAACUUCAGCCACGUGGUGCAGAGCGUGCGGGAGGACGGCCACCGGCUGGUGACGCACGGCGUGUACUCGUGGUGCCGGCACCCCAGCUACGUGGGCUGGUUCUACUGGUCCGUGGGCACCCAGCUGGUCCUCGUGAACCCCGUGUGCGUGGCUGCGUACGCGCUGCUCAGCUGGAAGUUCUUCUACCACCGCGUGCAGGUCGAGGAGCUGACGCUGCUCAGGUUCUUCGGCCGCGACUACCACGAGUACCAGCAGCGCGUGGGCACGGGACUGCCCUUCAUCGGCGGCUACGUGCUCCCGCCCGACACGGAAUAAUCACUGCAGGGAGCAUUCACAUGUUGUAAAGUGCGCAAACCAUGCUCACAAUGUUGGUGAGUAUCUUCCAGUACAAGCAUAACUUAUAAAGUUACAUCUACCAAUGUUGCUAAUGGAUUUUUAGCUUCUAACUACCGUAACAUUGAAAGUGAUUAAUAAAGCUUAGAAUUAACUUUUUUUUUUUUAAAAAAAAAGGGGGCUUUUAGAAAAUGUUGCAAAAAAAAAUAAAAUGUAUAAAAGUAGAUUUUUUAGCUUUGUGAUGUUUGGUAGGACCCAGUACAUAAGCAAAAACUCUGUCUAGCCUGUUUGUCUAACAAGUACAUUAAAAAUGUGUGCACAAUGAGAAUUUACAGCAAGGUACAUGUGAAAGUUGAUGUGUGUAGUAAGUAGGUACCAUAUAAAUAGUAAACACAGCAAGUUCUACAGCCAAUGGAUAAUGUUCUUGAAUACAUACCAGAAACAUUUUUAAAAAUACGGUACAACCCUCUUACAAAAAUCCCACUUAUGAAAAUUUUGUGCAUAAUAAGUUCAAAAACAUUUAGCAAUUGGAACUAUAAAUACAUAAAAUUCUACCCUUUUAUUAAGUCCAAAUUUCUAAGUAUACCUUGAUAAACUUCUUAACAGGGUUUUAUUGUAUUUUGAUAAUACAAAAAUUAUUUGUUUAUUUGAUUAUUAUUUAUUACAUAUAGCCAGAAAUUUAAUAUAUUUUAGGACCUUAACAGUCAGAAAGCUUUGUGGGGAAUGGCUCAUAAUCAUACUUGUUUUAAAAAACACCCUUGCCUGAGGUGAGACUUGAGCCCAUAACCUUGGUUAGCAGUAAGGAACGUUGAAUGGAGCCGGAGCAUAAACAAGAAAUUCUCUUGUAAUAUUUUUGUACCUAGCAAUGGUAUUUUGUUGAAUGAAAAAAUGUAAUGCAUUGCAAAAUGUAUGAAUUGGUUUUGUGUUUGGAGUGUGUCAGAUGGCAAUUGAGAUCACUGUCAAUGAUUGUUUUGCUAUACAUAUUAUGUUCAGAGGCAAGAUUAUAAGGUGAACAGUGAUAAAAACCUGUGUAACAUCAUAAUUGAAGUCAAUACACCAAAUAAUGCCAUAAUUCAAAGCAAAAGACAAAUUGCAGUGAUUACCUUGAUUACAGUCUUUUAUCAAAAUCUAGAGUUAAUACCACAGUUCUUUAGUUUAGGCUUUUAUUUAAAAACCUAUAACUUGACUUGUCACACGUGCAAGUACGAACAAAUGUCCUGGCCGCCCAUCUCUGUUGGCGAGCGGGUGGGAACAGCUACACGGUCAUGAUCCCAGUGCAAGCCUGGCUCAGUGAUGCUGCGUGACCUUGAACUGCUGAGACUCGUCUGGGGAGGGACAAUUUUUUUUAGCCAACCCCCCCCCCCUUUCCUCCCUCCCCCGCCCUCUUCACGGAGAAGGCAGUCCCACACAGCCAAAGUGAUUGUGAGCCAUAUAAAAAUGGUAUUGAUAUGACUGGAGGAAUUUAUGAGUGCCAGGUGAAUGUUGAUGACCUUAUAAUGCCAUUGCCGCUUCCCUCUCCCGGGAGGGGGGGGGGGGAAGUAGCGCGGUGACUUGCGUCUACACGCGAGACUUUAGACUGCAGGAGUACUGACAAAUUGUGCCCCGCCAGGCAUGGGGGAAUAGCAAGUGGGAAGCAGCAGUAAACCAGCGAACACACUGGAGCAAACCUCCUGCACGAUUAUGAGUUCAGCCGCACUUGAUAUCCCAGAGGGGGUAAGGAGCGAAGGAUUUUGGAUGAUAAAGUUUCUCUAUGUCAUACCAUCCAAUAUAUGUAGAUGGGAGCACCGUAGUUAUACAUUUUCAUUCCUUGAAUUCCAUCUCAUUCACAAAAUUACUCCCACCAAAUGCAGUGUACUGAGAGCUAUGAUGUUACAUCAUAAAUCAGUAUGCAAUAUUGUAAGCCUAAUUUGCUUAAGAUGUUUUUGUUUUAGGCAUUUAGCCACGUCUGUAGACAUCUGAUAUUGACUGCUCUUAUUUACUUAACUGUUUAAGUAUUUUUACCAAAAUGUUUUCAUUGUUUUGCUUUAUUUUCCAACAUUACAAAAAAAAUUCACUGGAAACCAAAGAAAGUCCUGUAUGUGUAGUAUAUAAUUUCUUUAAAUUUCAAGAAACGAAACAAAGAUUUAUGUAUAGAAUUUUUAUUUCAAUUGACAAAAUAGGUAAUUAUGUUGGUUUUAGUUACAUUUUAGUGCUCUGGAGUAAUGACACAUUUCGGUGCUAUUUGGUUUUAUCACUUUUAACUUUAUAGUCUUGUCACUACAUAAUUAUAAAGCAUAAUUAAAGUACACAGAAUGUAACUUGCACAAAUUAUGUGUGCUUUCAGAGGUUUUACUGAAUCUAUUGUGCCAUGUUGUAGGAUUUGUCCAAUCAAAAGAUACAGUGUGUAAAAUUUGUCACAACCUAUUAAUAGACUUAUAUUUUGUACAUUAGUGAUUAGUGUUCACAGAUUAACAGUUCACUACUUAUUAAUAUUUAUACCUGAUAGUGUGGUGUUCGUAAUAUGUUUUAACUUCAAAAUUAAUAUUUAUUGUAAAUGAAUGAUAAUUAAUCAUGAACAGCAAUACUGUACAGUUUAAUGUUGAAUAUUAUUAACUUUUGCAUUAUGUUCAUUAAGAUUUACACCAGAUAAUAGUAUUGCAUUUCAUUUGGGCAUAAAGAAAUUUAGUUGGUCAGAAUUCUACAUUUCUAGACAUUUCCUCGAAACUGGCACUGUUGGCUGUGUUCAAUAAUGUCACACUCAUGUGGCAAGGAUCGUAGUUUCAAUGCCAGUAUCUCGCCACUACUUACGUUUGCGAGCACCAAAUCUAUACCCAAGUGGUUUGGAAUCAUUUUAUCUUGGAGGUCCCAUUGCUUUAAGCAUCUGUGAAAAACCAUGCAACAUACUGUAUUCACCCAAAUAGGCAGCAGCCUCGAAUAAGUACCCUUAAAAUUUAGACUAUAUUUGUUGUUUAGAAUAAGUCUCACAGCAAACUUUAAAAACAGAAUGUGUGACCAUAUUUAAAGUUUAAAUUAAAUGUUUGUUCAGGGCUUUGGUAACUAUCCAAAAUAAUAAAUUGCCUUUAAGGUUUUCUGGAAAACAAAUAGCAUUCUUGAUACCAGUGUUGAUGUCUGCCAGUUAUUUUUUAACCACUCAUUAUACUUACCAAGAGUACUAUUACAUGUACAAAUAUUUUCAGUAAAACUCUAUGUAAAUUUUGGUCACUAAAUAUAUAAGACAGUAAAUAUUUUAUUUAUGGAUCUACAGUGAAUAACAUGUUAACUGUGAUACAAGGAAAAUGUCAUAAAUGUAAAAUGGCUACUGAUCGCAGCUGUUUAGUAAAAUGCAGUUAAGUGCCAUUAAUCAAUGCUAUAUUACGAAAAUUUUAAACAAAAUAAAUUUGGAAAUAGCAGAAGAAGCACAUGCAAUAAAUUCUCACCUUUCAAACAAAAAUUUUUAUUGCACUCUUCAAAAAUAUUUUUUCUCCCUCCAGUCGUGCGUAGAACUCUGUGAUAAGAUACUUUCUUAUUGUAACAUGAUUUCCCGUUUCCCAUUUAGGUUUUUCCAGAAACUGCAAACCUUCAGUAAUAUCGCAACAAUAAAGUGUACAACUAAGGAAGUGCCAGAGCCUGUGACGGAGAUAAAUACAAAUAGGUAUCAAUAUAUCAGAGCCCCCUUUGAGGUAGGAGACAAAGUAAAGUGUCACUAGUACCCUAAAUUCUUUAAAGUUUCGGAGAGAAAAAAUCUUAUAAACAAAUCCUUUAUUCAAAAGUAUUAAAAUAACAUGGGAAAUAUACUCCUCAUGUGAUACAAUAAAUUUCACAAAGUAUGGGUUUACGUAGAUGUGUAUAAGUAUCCUGCAAUAACAUUAUGUUUAACGUAUUUUACAUGUACACAAGGGCGUGAAAAAUAACUAGCCUCAAAAUGAAUAGCAUGUUAACGCAUAAACAGUUACACACACAAAAAUUAAGACAGUUAAUUACCCAACAGUGUACAAGCAAUAAAUAUGAUAGUAGAAGUAUGUUAAAGUAGAAGUAUGUUAAUUUAAUCUUAGAUAACGAGCAAGAAUUAGAUAAUACUGAAAUGGUUAUGUAGAGCAGCUAAAUGACGUAAGAAAAAUAAACGACAAUAUGUACCAACUGGAUGCUGAUCAUGGGUGCAAGAACCAAUUAAUCCUAAACUGAUAGAACCCAUGAAAAUAAACAAAUCAUUUGGAACGUGGCAGCAAAACAGAAUUUAAGAAACAUGCAAUAGCUAACACAUGUCUAGAAUGCCACUCAUACAACCAAGUUGUGAAUUCAGAACAUGAAACUCACCCAUGAUCGACCUCUAGCACUGACUAACAAGUUACUCAUCCGAGAUCUCAAGUGGAAGAAUUGGAAGCGGUAUGGUAACAUGACCUUAUAUAAGCUAGGCAGAGUAAUUCCUAUAAAAAAAAGGGAGCGGCAGUCAUGGGAAUACUGGAAAGGGUAGGAAGGGCAGGGGGGGGGGGGGGUAGGAACACGACUCUUGACACUGAAAACUGACAAAAGGGCCAACAGUGAUAAACAUGCAUUCAUCACAUCUUUCUUACAAACACAAACAAACUACGUGCAAGAUGUCUGUCAUCUGUUUAGCAACAGCAUGUUAGCCAACCUUGGAGCUUGACGGUACCUGUCAUUUGUAGCAUUGCCAUGCAGUGUUGUCAAUUUUCGAAUAAGCUUGGCACAAUAUUUUUUGACAAACAUUUUAUGAAAAUUGUACGUAGGUUAUUUGGGUGAAUACAGUAACACCCUACUAUAAAACAAGUUUCCUCAUAAGUCCAUCUUUAAUAUUAAAGAUAGAAUUAACCACCGUAAACACACCACAUUAUCAGUCAGCGGUGUUGAGCAGCGACACCACGGCCGUCCACCGUGAAACGUCUUCCAUUGUUAGCUGAUGGAACAUCCUUUCAACCAUGGUGUGUCACUGUAUCAAGUUUUUAAUGUCCCUGUAAUAUUAAGUGUGUUUUUAAUCUAUUAUAAUUUUAUUGACAGUUAUGAAAAUGCAUUAAUAAUGUUAUUCAAAUAAAAAUAUUUACAAUGGC